GCCCGCUAUAACAACCUGUAAUCUGUGGCCGGAGACCUCAGUUAUGCUGCGUGCGAUGGAGUGCGCGGUGCGGUCACGAGCGUCGAUCGCGCGCCAAGCCAACUGCGAUCUGUUACACGGACGACGGUGGCUUUCUAUGAUGUGAUUCGAUCGCUGCAAGGACAACGUGCGAUCCGCCCACGCGAAACCCGACGUUCUGUCUGUCUGUGAUAUCCCGGUUGUUGCGAUCGUGCGGCGGGGAUGUGAUUGAGGAAGUGCUCCGAAACGUGGAAUAUGUCGAGGAGGAGGAACAGGAACAUGAGGGCCAGAAAACAGAACGUAAGAAGAUGUUACUGCGAAGGACUCUGUCCAGACCAUCACCAAUCCAACGGGACCUGCGAAAUCAGGCCCGGCGGGUUCUGUUUUACCUCAGUCGAGGUAGGAUACACCGAUCAAGGUGUCGAAUAUCCACUCAGGAGGUAUGGCUGUCUUCCACCGGACGAAGGAAGCCUCAUGCAGUGUAAAGGCCACCUCGUCCCCCACCUCGAGCGCAAAUCGAUCCAAUGCUGCGACAACAUGGACCUGUGCAACAAAGACUUGAAACCGAUGUACCCCGACCGCCCCACCCCCGACGCCCCCCAAUACAGCCCCUUCGACAGCCCCCCCUACAUCGUCCUCCUCACCUCCGUCACCUUCUGCAUAACCGUUUGCCUGAUCGUCAUCAUGAUCUGCUACCUCCGAUACCGCAAGAAGCAAGGCCUCUUCCACAAGGACUACCCCGAGAAGUACCCCUCGAUGAACAUCCACCGGCACCACCUCAUCGACGACAAGAGCAGCGGCUCGGGCUCCGGCAUGCCGACGCUGGUCCAGAGGACCAUCUCGAAGCAGAUCCACAUGGUCAGCUCGGUAGGCAAGGGCCGCUACGGGGAGGUGUGGCUGGCGCGGUGGCGAGGCGAACGCGUGGCAGUGAAGGUGUUCUUCACGACGGAGGAGCAGUCCUGGUUCAGGGAGACGGAGAUCUACCAGACGGUGCUGAUGCGACACGAGAACAUACUGGGCUUCAUCGCGGCGGAUAUCAAGGGCACGGGCUCGUGGACGCAGAUGCUGCUCAUCACGGACUACCACGAGAACGGCUCGCUCUACGACUACCUGCAGGACCACGUGCUCGACUCGACGACGCUGCUGACGAUGGCGUUGAGCAUAGCGAGCGGGCUGGCGCACCUGCACACCGAGAUCUUCGGGACGAGAGGUAAGCCGGCCAUCGCCCACCGCGACAUCAAGAGCAAGAACAUCCUCGUGAAGAGCAACCUCGAAUGCUGCAUCGCCGACUUCGGCCUGGCCGUGAAGUACUUCAGCGACACGAACGAGAUCGACGACCCUCGCUGCAGCAGCAUCGUCGGGACCCGCAGCGGCACCAGGCGGUACAUGGCCCCCGAGAUCCUCGACAGCAGCAUCAACGUGCGCAACUUCGAGGCGCACAAGAUGGCCGACAUGUACGCCUUCGGGCUGGUGCUGUGGGAGAUCUCCAGACGGUGCAUCACCGGCGACAAGAUCACGACGGCCGACGAGUACCAAGUGCCAUACUAUGACUGUGUGCCGAGUGACCCUAGUUUCGACGAGAUGAUGCAGGUGGUUUGCGUGAAGAACGCGCGUCCCCAUAUCCCCAUCCGGUGGGAGUCGGAGCACGUGCUCAAGACGCUGGCGAAGGUGAUGCAGGAGUGCUGGCACUCGAACCCCUCGGUGCGGCUGACGGCCCUGCGGGUGAAGAAGACGCUGUCGAAGCUGGACACUGAUUCGUGCAUCAAGAUCGUGUAGUGUGUAUAGGGAGCAGCCCGGAUUCGAUCCGUCGGUGUAUGCCCGGAGUAGAUUGUUACAAAGCUAACACAAUCCUACCAAUAACAAAUUGUACAUAGACUUAAUGUAAGUUUGUAAAUAGUACGACGUAAGGAGAUAUCUGUAAGAAUUCAAAGUACCUAUACAUUCACAUAUGAAGUCUUAACGACAAUAUUCAACCAAACUGUCCGGACACAAUGAUUUUUUAACGGGACGUAGGGUACACUCAGCCAUAGCAACUCACAAUUCCUAAGUAGUGCCAUUUUUUCGGAUAUGAACAAUUUUGAAAAGUUAUUGUGUCUCAAACUGUUGCGUACAAGUUUGGUACUCGAAGACAAUCGUCACUUUGGGUAUUUCUAGUGUCUUGAUUUUAUCCAUACACUUGUUAAAAUUGCACGGAAUUACGAUGGUUAAGUUCAAAUUUGCUCAAAAUAUGGUUCAUUUGUAACGAUCAAGUGCAAUGGAAGUUUUUUGUUUUCGUUUUUUCGUUUUUUUUACUGUAAAUACUUCUGUUUAUUUACUUUCUCCCGUGAAACAUAUAGGCCGUGUGACUGUAGUAUUGUGCAUUUACGUUUGUAAAUAUCCAUUUAUCUUUUGUAAUAAUGUGAAAGUAUCAAAAUUGUUUUGGAUGUGCAGUAAUAUUGCAAGACUGAUAUAUUUUGAAUGUGUAUACAAAAAUAACGUAAUAAAUAGUUUAUAGAAAA
This is a messenger RNA of Zophobas morio, 2516 nucleotides long. RefSeq names its product bone morphogenetic protein receptor type-1B (gene tkv). Gene Ontology annotation, molecular function: transforming growth factor beta receptor activity, type I; SMAD binding; ATP binding. Gene Ontology annotation, cellular component: signaling receptor complex; plasma membrane. The transcript is spliced from 4 exons. The record is from RefSeq and is a predicted model, not a curated record. Bases 274 to 1794 code for a protein of 506 amino acids. Lineage: Eukaryota; Metazoa; Arthropoda; Insecta; Coleoptera; Tenebrionidae. Gene Ontology annotation, biological process: dorsal/ventral pattern formation; cellular response to growth factor stimulus; BMP signaling pathway.